AUCCUUCAGGAUAAAUUACAGGAGCUCUGUUUUGUUUCGUUUACCACACACGUCUCCUAUCUCCUGCGUGUGAUUAACCUGCCUUUGGAGAGGGACAGUCUGUGGAUAGCUGCAAGCGAUAGUUAAACACUAUGAGCCAUUUUCAGUUUGUGUUGGGGUUUUUAUUUACUGUUUUCAUAAAUUCACAAAGUAUGCUAUAACUCGCCUUUGAACACGUUUUUUUGGGUCAAGUGACAGUGUAGGAAUAUAACAAUGUCAAAUAAGGAUUCGUAGUCAGGUGUUUCGAGCUUUACUUGAUUGAAAACGGCGCGAUUUCCACAAGUUGUGGCGCAUUGUUUGUCACUAUUUACAUUUUACAACGUUCCGUAUUGCCCUUGUUACAGUUUUAGGCUGCAAUUAGGAACGUUUUCCCCCUCUAGUUGACAUUCUUUGUGUUGGAUAGUGAUUGCAUUAUCAAUUUCCCAGUCACUUGACUUGAGACAUAAUUAUGUCAAAGGGUUUAAGUUGCCAAGAACCCGACUCUCAGUGGUACUCCAAUGAUAAACCAUUGAAAUGUCGUAUUUGUGCGACUUGGUCCAAGGGGAAAAAACGCUACAUUAAAUUGGAUGACCACCUAUUUUCAGUCAAUUGGAUAGAAUGUCCCAAAGGCUCAGCCGUGAAACCAACGCGUCGAAAUCGACCAAAGGGCCAAGUGGAGAAAUGCAUGAACUCCAUGCAGACAGGGACCCAGAUGGUGAAGCUGCGCGGCGGCUCCAGAGGACUGGUGCGUUACUUUUACCUGGACCAACACAAGUCCUGCAUCCGUUGGCGGCCCUCGCGCAAGAACGAGAAGGCCAAGAUCUCCAUCGACUCCAUCCGAGAGGUGUGCGAGGGUAAGCAGUCUGAGAUCUUCCAGCGCUACUCUGAGGGCAGCUUUGAUCCCAACUGCUGUUUCAGCCUGUACUAUGGGGAGCGCUUGGAGUCCCUGGACUUGGUCUCCAGUACGGGCGAGGAAGCACGCACCUGGAUCACCGGCCUCAAGUACCUGGUGGCGGGCAUCAGCGAUGAGGACAGCCUGGCCAAGAGGCAGCGCACCCGUGACCAGUGGCUGAAGCAGACGUUUACCGAGGCAGAUAAGAACGGCGAUGGAAGCCUGAGCAUCAGCGAGGUCUUGCACCUCUUACACAAGCUGAACGUCAACCUGCCCCGCCAGAAAGUCAAGCAAAUGUUUAAGGAGGCAGACACUGAUGACAACCAGGGCACCCUGGGCUUUGAGGAGUUUUGUUCCUUCUACAAGAUGAUGUCGACACGCCGUGACCUCUACCUGCUCAUGCUCACCUACAGCAACCACAUGGACCACCUUGACACCAGCAACCUGGCCCGCUUCCUGGAGUUGGACCAGAAGAUGACGAAGGUGACCAAAGACCAUUGCAUUGAGAUUGUGAACAAAUUUGAGCCAUGCCCCGAGAACCAGAAGCAAGGGGUUCUGGGUAUUGAUGGUUUCACCAGCUACAUGCGCAGCCCGGAGGGGGACAUUUUCAACCCAGAGCACAACGUGGUGACCCAGGACAUGUCUCAGCCACUCUGCAACUACUUCAUCGCCUCGUCCCACAACACCUAUCUGAUGGGGGACCAGCUCAUGUCCCAGUCCCGCCUCGACAUGUACGCCUGGGUGCUACAGGCCGGCUGCCGCUGCGUGGAAGUGGACUGCUGGGACGGGCAGGACGGCGAGCCCAUCGUGCACCACGGCUAUACUCUCACCUCCAAGAUCCUCUUCAAAGACGUCAUCGAGACCAUCAACAAGUACGCCUUUGUGAAGAACGACUACCCAGUGAUCCUGUCCAUUGAGAACCACUGCAGCGUCCCCCAGCAGAAGAAGAUGGCCCAGUACCUGGUGGAGGUGAUGGGAGACAAGCUGGACCUCUCGGCCAUCAAGGCAGAUGAACGGGGCCGCCUGCCAUCACCAGACACCCUCAAAGGGAAGAUACUCAUCAAGGGAAAGAAACUCCCGUCGAACAUUGACGAAGACAACGAAGAGGGUGACGUGACGGAUGAAGACAGCGCUGACGAGAUGGAGGACGACUGCAAACUGAUAAAUGGCGACACGUCCAUGACCAGGAAGCAGGUGGAGAACGUGGCUAAGAAGAAGCUGGACAACCUGAUGAAGGAGUCUAAGAUCCGUGACCAGGAGGACCCCGACAGCUUCACCCUCGCUGCUCAGCCCCCAUCGGGAAAGACCACCGACAAGUCACCCUCCAAGGGUAAAGGUGAUGAUGGUGCAGAAAUAGGGGAUGAAGCCAACCCCAGCACUAACAAGCGUCUGGGUAGGACCUUCAUGGGCAGCUUCUCUAAACGCAAGAAAAAGGCUGUCAAGCUGAAGAAGACCAACAGCCUUGAAGACAUCGACACAGACCAGGAGAGCACCAGCAGCGCCACCCGGGCCCCCCUGCAUCACAGCAGGAAGAAGACCAUGAAGCUGACCAGGGCUCUGUCAGACCUGGUCAAAUACACCAAGUCAGUGGGCGUCUCCGACAUAGAGAAGCAAGCCGCCAGCUCCAGUUGGCAGGUGUCUUCUCUGAGCGAGACCAAGGCCCACCAGAUCAUGCAGCAGAAAGCUGACACCUUCAUCCACUUCAACCAGCGGCAGCUCUCGCGCGUCUACCCCUCCUCCUACCGUGUGGACUCUUCCAACUUCAAUCCCCAGCCCUUCUGGAAUGCUGGAUGCCACCUGGUGGCGUUGAACUACCAGUCAGAAGGGAGAGUUCUCCAGCUGAACAGAGCCAAGUUCAACAGCAACGGCAACUGUGGCUUCAUCCUGAAGCCGGCCUGUAUGUGUGAAGGUGCCUUUAACCCCAUGAUAGAGGAUCCAUUUCCAGGGCAGCUGAAGAAACAACUGGUGCUGAAGAUCAUCAGUGGGCAACAGCUACCGAAGCCCAAAGACUCUAUGCUGGGGGACAGAGGAGAGAUUAUCGACCCCUUUGUGGAGGUGGAGAUCAUUGGUCUACCAGUGGACUGCUGUAAGGAACAGACCAGGGUGGUGGAUGACAAUGGCUUUAACCCCAUGUGGGAGGAGACGCUGGUGUUCACACUGCACAUGCCCGAGCUGGCGCUGGUACGUUUCCUGGUGUGGGACCAUGACCCGAUCGGCCAGGACUUCAUUGGCCAGCGCACCAUUGCCUUCAACAGCAUGAUACCAGGUUAUCGCCACGUGUAUUUGGAAGGUAUGGAGGCGGCCUCCAUCUUUGUUCACGUGUCUGUACAUGACAUCACUGGUAAGGGCAAGGUGUCCAGCGGCAUCAAAGGGCUGUUUCACAGAAACCCAAAGCAGACUUCUCUCGACAGCCAUGCUGCUGCACAGCUUAGCCAUAAGCACACGUUCGGCGCCCACCUGCUGCGCCGCACGGCCAGCGCGCCCACCAAGGUCCUGCCCAAGGUCAAGGAGGGUUUCCCCGAGAUCGCCACCGACACCAAAGACUACCGCUCAGAAGGCACCAGCGAGGACCGGGAGUUAGAGGACAGCCCCCUCAUUGCCUCCUCCCAGCCCCCGCUGCUCCAUCAGGGCACCUGGGACAACACGGCCGCCGUUGCCCCUGCCGCAUCACGCCAAGGCACCAACAGGCACCAUGGCACCAACGAGGCUUUCCACCCCGACGAGGGCAAAGACCCUUCCACAGUGCAGACACCAGCUCCCCCUAUUCGACUGCUCGCACCAAUCGCUGAUGAACUGGAGGACCGCCAUCUCACUCACUCCUCUUCCACUCCAGCAGACCACUCAUCCACACGUCACUCCCCACCUCCACCGCUCCCUAUAUCCACAGCAAUCACCAUCUUCACCUCAUCCCCGGCUUCUAAGAGUGAGGCGGACAGUCCCGUUAACGGUAGGGGGGAGGAGGGUCCCGUUAACGGUAGGGGGGAGGAGGGUCCCAUUAACGGUAGGGGGGAGAAGGGUCCCGUUAACGGUAGGGGGGAGGAGGGUCCCGUUAACGGUAGGGGGGAGGAGGGUCCCGUUAACGGUAGGGGGGAGGAGGGUCCCGUUAACGGUAGGGGGGAGGAGGGUCCCGUUAACGGUAGGGGGGAGGAGGGUCCCGUUAACGGUAGGGGGGAGGAGGGUCCCGUUAACGGUAGGGGGGAGGAGGGUCCCGUUAACGGUAGGGGGGAGGAGGGUCCCGUUAACGGUAGGGGGGACAACAAGAGACCGCCUGCCCUUCACAGGACUACCUCGGCCCCUGUGACACAUGACCCCAAAGACCUGAAACCCUCACAGUACAGCGGAGACCCCCGGGUCGAUGAUGGCACCUCGUCACCAGUGGGGCACUCUCCAUGCCGAGUGGAAGCACCGUAUACUCAGUCAGGCCACACAAAGGACGAUGCUGAACUCAAGACUGAGCUAAGUGCAAAGUCCCCUGUUCCUCUCCCCGACCCCUCUGUAGACGCCAGCCCUCUGAAAGUCCAGGCCCUGAGAGCUCUGUUUGGCAGCAGCCCAUUGAACACGCCUGUCAGAAGGACCAAAAUGGAGGGCCACGUGCAGGCGGUGGCUGGGGGGCAGCAGCAGUCAUCAGCCAUGCCAGAGGUGUGCACCGACGCCACCCUGAAUGACCGGCUGUGGAGCAAGCUGGAGCCCAAGCCAGGCAGCCACAGAGACAGCGUGUCCUCAUCCUCCAGCAUAUCGUCCAACGACACUGUCAUUGACCUGUCCCUGCCCAAUCUGGCCAGGAAGAGCCUCACCUGUCAGAGCAACGGAACCUCCCCGGGCGACAUCUUUCCGGACCCACCCUCCUGGGUCAACCGGCCACACUCUGCCAUAGCCUCCUUCGAGACACUGCAGGUCAGCAAGAGCAAGUCCAACCCCAACCUCCUGCAGGGCCACCUGGGGGAACCAGAAGACGAACUGCAACCCAGGCCCCUUGGCGCCCACAGGGAGCCUCCAGUGGACUCACCCAGCAGAAUAACCCAGAGGAGGCACACCUGGAGCCGCCUCUACAUGGAAGGGCUGAAGCAUUCCUCCCCCCCAGCCAAGAAGCCCUCUGCUGCCGCAACCAGCCCCCAGGAUACCGUGGCCUCUAUGUCUAAGAGCCUGGGGGACUUGACCUCAGAUGACAUUGCCUGCAACUUUGACAGCAAGUACCGCAGCAUCACCCGCAGCUUCAUCAUUAGGCCUUCCCGGAACGACCUGCGGCAGGGUUACCCUAACCAUAAUCCCCAGAGGCCCCGGCUGCCCAGCGACCUAACUGAGCAGCUGAGGAGGCUGACGGAUGUGGAGCCCCUGAAGGCUCGCGACUUUGCCCCCCAGGUGCGCCAGGGGCCCCUGGAGGAGCCUCAGGAGGAGCCCCCACUACGGAGGACGUCGUCCCGGAGCCAGAGCAGGGUGCGCUACAUCGCCAACAGGGCCAAGCAGGCCCAAGAGAGGCAGAGGCUGCAGUGUCUCAACCAGUCCCACCCUGCUACUGGCGCUGCUAACGCUAGCAUUAGCGGUGGCGGUAGCCCCAUGGAGGAGCGGGGGAACCCGGAGGGGGCGUGCUGCGUAGCCCGGAGCCCCUGCGCUAGCCUGGAUCUGCUGAGCCAGCUCAGCACCCCAGGGCCCCCCAACAGACAGUCCCAGACCUCCCUAAACUCUGACAACAACGAGGUCUUUUUCAUGCUCAAGCUCUGAGAAUCAGACUCCUUUUGGAACUGAGCGUGAGAGAGACAUAGAAGCAUAACUCAUUUAAAAUUCCAUCCAGCUUUCCAGGAAGGUAAAUUGUAAUUUUUAAAGGAAUGACAUUCUGUAUAUCUUGACAGGAUGUAUUUUUAAAUGUAUUUAAUCAAGGAGAAUCAUUCUACUUCCAGACAGUCACAAGCAGUUUUUCUCUGAUAAAUGUGUUCAGUAACUCACAUUAACUAUGAACACCUAUACACAGCAAAUGCCUAGCAGGUCACAAAAGAUGGACUAGUCAUUUUUACCACAAUGGUCACAACAAACACCAGAUAAUUGCUCAGAAAUAAUAGAAACAGCAAUGAGUUGUAUAAUGAAAGCAUCCUUUACCAAUACACUCAUUUGUUUGCACCAAAUGAGGAACGGUGGAAUGUGAUUGGAUAAGCAAUGCCUGCCUGACUGUCUAGGUACACAGUGACUUCCAUGUUUGUAUAUGCCGGACUGUCUAGGUACACAGUGACUUCCAUGUUUGUAUAUGCCGGACUGUCUAGGUACACAGUGACUUCCAUGUUUGUAUAUGCCGGACUGUCUAGGUACACAGUGACUUCCAUGUUUGUAUAUGCCUGACUGUCUAGGUACACAGUGACUUCCAUGUUUGUAUAUGCCUGACUGUCUAGGUACACAGUGACUUCCAUGUUUGUAUAUGCCUGACUGUCUAGGUACACAGUGACUUCCAUGUUUGUAUAUGCCUGACUGUCUAGGUACACAAUGACGGCCCAUGUUUGUAUAUGCCUGACUGUCUAGGUACACAGUGACGGCCCAUGUUUGUAUAUGCCCGACUGUCUAGGUACACAGUGACGGCCCAUGUUUGUAUAUGCCUGACUGUCUAGGUACACAGUGACGGCCCAUGUUUGUAUAUGCCUGACUGUCUAGGUUCAAAGACUUAUGUUUCGAGUAUUCAUUGUGAGUUGAGCUGAUCCUAAAGUAGCAAUAGACGACCAUUAGUGGAGUUUUACUAUUAUAAAACCCUUUUUAAACUUCAAAUUUUAACAAUAUGUAUAUACUGUACUUUUAAAAUGUGUAGAGAUGUUUUUUUUAAAAUAUAUUUAUUGAGCCAGUAGUUCUGAAAGUAGCGCUCAUGAGACAAAACUGGUCCUCGAAAAUUGCGUACUACGACACGUGCAGGUAUGUGCAUCACAUCUUAGCUUUCUCUGCUCUGCUUUGUGUGUAUCUUGCUAGCUGUCACUCAAACGGCAAGGGGCUGAAGCUCAUUGGCUUGAACUUGAAUUGCUAGGGGGCUGACCCAUGUGGGGGAAAAUUUAGGGAAAAUGGCACCUCUCACCUUCCAGCUUUCAAACUAGAGAUUCCGUGGCUAAUUUGAGGUUAGACAGUAAUUAUUCUCAUAGAUUCUGCAUGUAUGAUUUACAUGUUGACACAUCCAGCCCAAAGCGGGAGGUUUAUAAAAUACUUACUAGUCGCCAAAGUUCUUGAGCAUGUCUUUGAAUUGAAUAAUAAUCUGCGUUAACUCAUUAUAUAUCACCAGUAGCCCAGCCAUGUGCUAGAAAUAUUUGUAAACAAUUUAAACAAGUGUAAUAUAUUGCAGAUUAUGGAUUUUAAAAAAAGAUUGUUGUUUAGUCAGUGUCAUUGUUUAGUCAAUGAGUCUUUACUGAAAAGGAUAAGAGUAAAUGGCAACAAUAAUUAUUUUUCCUAAAAAGUCUUAAAUCCAACUUUAUACAUUUUGUGAGUACAGUGAAGUGUGAUUUGAGUGAGCUGCCAGUGAUUUGGAAAGCUGUACCAUACAAGUUAUUCUACUUAAAGACCCCUGCUACCUGUUUUUUAUUUGACUGCAUGUUUUUUAAACACUUAUGUACGUCUCUCUUAUUUUAUUAUACAAAAAAAAAGGUUUUUAUAUGGGGAACUGAUUUGUCGACGACUUCUUGUCUUGCUCAGUGUUCAGGCUGUUGAAGGAUGAUUGGUUACACUGUCUUGACCCUCGUUUCCAAGCAUGUUUAUUUGUUCUGUACAGUUUGCACUGCCAUGCCAGUUCUCCGCAAAACUUUAGGAACAAUAUUGAAGUAAAAAACAGAUGUAAUUAUGAACUGAAUAAAUCUCUCUUGUAUAUU
Messenger RNA from Oncorhynchus kisutch (coho salmon), 7734 nucleotides. RefSeq names its product 1-phosphatidylinositol 4,5-bisphosphate phosphodiesterase eta-2. The coding region runs from base 488 to 5629 and encodes 1713 amino acids. Lineage: Eukaryota; Metazoa; Chordata; Actinopteri; Salmoniformes; Salmonidae. Gene Ontology annotation, molecular function: calcium ion binding; phosphatidylinositol-4,5-bisphosphate phospholipase C activity. Gene Ontology annotation, biological process: phosphatidylinositol metabolic process; release of sequestered calcium ion into cytosol; phosphatidylinositol-mediated signaling. The record is from RefSeq and is a predicted model, not a curated record. The transcript is spliced from 22 exons.